AUGGGCGGUUCCAAGUCGUUCGGCGGCUGCAGACGCUUGCAGCUUCCGCUACAGGUCGAAUACGACUCCGCACAUUACCCAGUUGGUGGUCCUCCUAAUUUUCGUGAGUGCCACCACUGGACUCCACAUUGCUUGACCGUUCUCGUAUUCUUCCUGGCGACCGGUCGUGCUGUGCUAGCGGCCGACGCUCCGCCAACACACGGGCAACGCUGGCCGCGCCUCGUCAAUGCGGGAGAAGACUCCUCGUCUCCGAGGUGGAUACCUUUGGAUAGCUCAGCAUGGUUGUCUGCUAACUCCCCGCAGGUAUACGCGGCAGCUUUUGAGGAAGCAGCCGGAGCCGCCGGCAACGAUCCGACGGCGUACGUGACUGAAUCGUUUCUACUCGUCGACGGAAUCGAAGCUCUCGUGAAUUUGGCGCCAGCGGAAGCUCUGGUGAAAGCACGAAUUGGAAAUAUGGCCAGUCGACAUUAUGGGAAAGCCAAAUGUCUGGCACUGGGUCUAGAACGGUUGGAACUACAGCAUUUUCAGGAAGGAUGGCCAAAUCCGCCUGUGUUCCCUUCUGAUUGGGCUACAACAAAAAAAUAUCCUGCUUCAGGCCUCAGGUUCUUCGUGCAGAGCCAAAUACUUGCCAGUGAGGUGGAAGUUGGCGUGCUUCUCCUGCUACGGUAG
Molecule: messenger RNA, 669 nt
Organism: Rangifer tarandus platyrhynchus (Svalbard reindeer)
Lineage: Eukaryota; Metazoa; Chordata; Mammalia; Artiodactyla; Cervidae
Source: the annotation of a GenBank genome assembly